UAAAGUCAGGAUGCAAAACAAGGUCGACGACCGGCAAGGUCAGUGGUCGAAGUCACGCCACACAAAACCCUCCGGCAUUUCUAACCCAGCAGUAUCUCAGCCACGGGACAGGAGAGGACAUGGCGGGACUCCUUGGCACCGUCGCGCUCCUCCUCCUCCUGUUGACCACCACCGCGGCGACCUCGCCGGCCGACGCCCUUCUGGCAUGGAAGGUUAGCCUAGGCGACCCAACCGCCUUGUCCAGCUGGAGCAAGGCAAGGCCUGUCUGCUCCUCCUGGCUCGGCGUGGACUGCAACGCCGCCGGCCUGGUCACGUCGCUCAGCCUUGGGUCGCUCGGGCUCAUCGGAACGCUCGACGCACUCGACGCCGCCGCGGCGCUUCCAGCCCUGGCCGUGCUCGACCUCAGCGACAACAUGCUCACAGGCUCCAUCCCGGCGAGUCUCUCGCGGCUGCGCUCCCUCGCGACGCUCCACCUCGGCGACAACGGAUUCAACGGCUCCAUCCCGCCGCAGCUCGGCCACCUCUCCGGCCUCGUGGCCCUCUUCCUCUACAACAACCACCUUGUGGGCUCUAUCCCCGCAGAGCUGAGCGGGCUGGUGAGUCUGGAACACUUGGAUUUAUCGGAGAACAAUCUAUCAGGACCGAUCCCUAGCUCCUUGGGCAUCCUCAAGCAGCUCACGUGGCUGGGACUCCGGUUCAACAACCUCACCGGCACCAUCCCACGGGAGAUCGCCGGCAUGAUGGCUUUGAAGGGCUUGGCCGUCCGCGACAACAACCUCGAAGGCGAGCUUCCCGCUACCAUCACAUCGCUCAGGAAUCUCCAAUACCUCGCCCUGUCUGACAACAACUUCACCGGCACCAUACCGCCGGACCUCGGCAAGGGGCUAAACUUAACCGUCGUGAGCUUGGGGCACAACAGCUUCUCCGGCGAGCUGCCGCAGAGUCUAUGUGACGGUCUCAAGCUGCAAAACUUCACGGUACACCGCAACAACUUCAGCGGCAGGCUGCCAUCGUGCCUCAAGAAUUGCACGGCGCUGCUGCGGGUGCUGCUGGAAGGCAACCAAUUCACCGGCGACAUCCCCGAGGUGUUUGGUGUCCAUCCCAACUUGGAAUACCUCGAUGUCUCGGGGAAUCAGCUGACAGGCAACUUAUCAUCGCCUGAUUGGUCACAGUGCACCAAUCUUACACGCUUACACAUGAACGACAAUCGAAUAUCUGGCAACAUUCAUGAAACCUUCUGCAGAUUGACCUCUCUCCAGGAUCUGGACCUAUCAAAUAACCAUCUCACCGGGGAGCUCCCAAAUUGCUGGUGGGAAUUCAAACUUAUGGUUGCUAUGGAUUUGUCCAAGAAUAGAUUUUCAGGUGAGCUUCCUAUAUCAACGAGCCUAGGCCUCAAACUCCAGUCCCUUCGUCUUGCUAACAAUAACUUUCUUGGAGUUUUUCCAUCCGUAAUUGAAACCUGCAAAUCACUCGUCAUCCUAGAUCUUGGGAACAACAUGUUCUUGGGUGAUAUCCCCUCUUGGGUUGGAACGAGUGUUCCUCUUCUAACAGUUCUGAGCCUCCCAUCCAACAACUUCAGUGGUGUCGUUCCACCCGAGUUAUCCCAACUUUCUAAUCUGCAAGUCAUGGACCUGUCCAACAACUCCUUCUCAGGUGAGAUCCGCAUGGACAUGCCAAACCACAAUUGCUCCCUUGAGUCGUUUCAUAUUGCAGGCAAUGGCUUCAUGGGCGCCUUCCCGCCGUUCCUCCAAGGCUGCAACUCCCUGGCCACCCUGGACAUCGGGAACAACCAGUUCUUUGGUGGUAUCCCUAAAUGGAUUGGGAGUCAGCUUCCAUCACUGAAAAUCCUUAGACUUAGAUCAAACAAUUUCACCGGAGAAAUCCCCACGGACUUAUCAAGUCUUUCGCAACUUCAGCUGCUCGAUAUGGCCAACAAUAGCUUGACAGGAUCAAUUCCGGUAGCCUUCAGCAACUUGAACUCCAUGAGGCAUGAUCUUCCCCCAUCGGUCCAACCAAGUCGGAUUUUCCAUUUUGAUAGAGUCAACAUAUACUGGAAGGGCCGUGAACAAACGUUUUGGAACAGCGUCCAGUUAAUAACAGGCAUCGAUCUAUCAUGCAAUCGACUUACGGAGAACAUCCCGGACGAGCUAACAUACCUCAAAGGUCUCCGGUUUCUCAACUUAUCCAGAAAUGACCUGUCAGGCAUCAUUCCAGAAAGAAUCGGCGGUUUGGAGCUCUUGGAGUUCCUUGACCUCUCAUGCAAUGAACUUUCAGGUGGCAUUCCUCCCAGCAUUUCCAAUCUGCCAUCCCUCAGCAUGUUAAAUCUCUCAAACAAUCACCUACAGGGCCAUAUCCCCAACGGGAAUCAGUUACAGACACUUGCAGAUCCAUCAAUAUAUGGCAACAAUCUGGGGCUCUGUGGCUUCCCGUUGAGCGCGUGUGAGCCUACGUUGGGCCAGGGAGCUGGAGACCACAAAGAACUCAGGGACCUGGGGCUGUGUUACUCUGUAAUUAUUGGCAUCGUUUUCGGCUUCUGGCUUUGGUUUGGAGCUCUGUUCUUCCUGGAGCAGUGGCGUUUAUGUUUUCUCCGUUGUGUUGACGGCUUAGGGAUUAAGAUAGUUGUCAGGAGCUAAGGCCUCCACAUGUAAAUCAGCAGCAAACGACAUUAGCGUGAAUUAUGUACUGUAUGCUCCUUUUAUUCUUACAGUUGUAACACUAAACUGAACUAUAUACAGCAGUAAAAUAAUUGGGGAUGCUUGGGUGUGAAUAUCACGCCGCGCCCUGGA
This is a messenger RNA of Triticum dicoccoides, 2786 nucleotides long. RefSeq names its product probable LRR receptor-like serine/threonine-protein kinase At4g36180. NCBI's taxonomy places the organism in Eukaryota, Viridiplantae, Streptophyta, Magnoliopsida, Poales, Poaceae. The transcript has a single exon. Bases 120 to 2633 code for a protein of 837 amino acids. Gene Ontology annotation, molecular function: protein binding. The record is from RefSeq and is a predicted model, not a curated record.